Plutella xylostella (diamondback moth) is the source of this 5093-nucleotide messenger RNA. Lineage: Eukaryota; Metazoa; Arthropoda; Insecta; Lepidoptera; Plutellidae. The record is from RefSeq and is a predicted model, not a curated record.
GUUGAGUUCAUUUUCUAGUAGCAAAUAAACCAUCAGUAAGAACGCACGCUGCUCAUCAUUUCUCCACCUUUAAAAUACAGUGACAUAGUAAAAUCAACCUAAUUAACACCCACAUAAUGGUCCUUCGAGCCGGAUCAAAGUUGUUUACUACAAAUUCGCCGGUAACCAGCCCGGCUGAGAACAAAAGAAUUCUUAUCUAUCGUCGAGUGAAGUCGAGUAAACAAGUGUUAAUUUCAAAUAAAAUUAAAGUAAUGCAAGUGUGGACAUUAAUUUAAAGUGUGUUAACUUAUGGACUAACCAGUGCUUAAAAACGAAACCUAAAGAACUAAAUACCUAAUCAGAGUGUGUAUGAACGCUAAGUGAAUAACUAUUAUAAGAAUUAAUUGACUUUGUGAACGUGUUGAACAUUAAAAUAGUGCGAUAUAACCUAAAACUUUGGACUAUCAAACGUAAAUAUAGUGUUUAUGCAAAAUGGAAGCGGAAAAGGAACUAUUGCAAAUUUUAGAAGAUAAAAUAUCAAUGUUACAAAAAGUGUUAGUUAACUUUAAGAAAUGUCCUAAGGCUAGGCUUACGAAAGGUUACAUUACCGUGAGACUACAGACUAUUCAAGAAUAUUGGCGAGACUUUACGAAUGCACAUUUGGCCCUAACUAGAAAAGUACCUAAACAAAAUAGACAGAAUUACCCGUACUUUGCAAACGACGAGUACUACGAAGUUGAAGAAUUAUACUUGAGUUUACAAGCGGAUUUGAAUGACUUAUUAUCCGAGUGCUCGCCGUCAGCCACCAGCCGGCAGUCAGCUGGCGCAGCCAGCAGCAACAUGGAGGCCGCUGACGCGUCGCAGGUCAAGCUACCAAGGAUACAGCUGCCUACAUUCUCAGGGUCUUACGAAGAGUUCCCGGCCUUCAAGGAUUUGUUUACAUCAUUGGUAGACAACAAUGUUACACUUAGCAAUGUCCAAAAGUUACACUACUUGAAGAGUAGCAUCAAAGGAGAACCAGAGUCGUUACUGAAGCACAUGCAAGUUGUAGAAUGCAAUUACGAACCAGCGUGGAAACUGUUACAAGAACGAUACAACAAUAUGAGACUUAUUACCAACUCUGUGUUGAAACGAUUAUUCAACCAAAGGAAGAUCACUGCACCUACAGCUGACAACAUUCGUUCACUGUUAGACACAACUAAUGAUUGUCUAAACAGCUUAAGAAACCUAAGCAUAUCUACUGAUUCUUGGGAUCCAGUCAUCAUAUUUCUGGUCAUUCAGAAGUUGGACCCAGAGUCACAUCAAGAAUGGGAACAAUCAGCUUUCAAUGGAAACAGCGCAGAACUACCUAAGUGGACGGAGUUAUCAAGAUUCUUAGAAACUAAAUAUCGAACACUGGAGCUAGUUAACCCACCACAGAGACAGAAGAUAACACAGAGCCAAAACAGAGAAAGAGAAUACAAAGUUCAUGUUUCUACGGAUACCAACAGUAACAAUAACUAUAACAACAAGGAGAAAUGCUGCUCAAUGUGCAAAGAAAACCACACCUUAUGUCAUUGUAGAGAGUUCACAUCAAAGGUACCAAGAGAGAGAUGCGAGUUCGUGAAAAGCAAUCAACUAUGUUUCAAUUGUUUGGCCCCAGGACAUUCAGCUUUUAGAUGUCGACUCAGAAUGUUCUGCCGAGUAUGUAAGAAGCGUCAUCACACGCUACUGCAUGAGACCUAUCAACCAAACAAUGUGGAAUGUCACCAUGAUACAGCUACCAACGGGAACAACAACAUCAAUGAACCAGUCUCAGAGUUAUCAACCAACAUAGCAACCAACACGUCUACUGCGCUCCUGGCUACAGCCCUAGUACCAGUGAGAGAUGAAUCAUCAGGACGUGUCACCAUGUUAAGAGCACUAAUCGACAAUGGAUCACAAGCAAGUUUUAUUAGUGAGAGAGCCGCCCAGUUACUUAAGCUGAAGAGGAUACCCUGCAAUGGUACAAUCACUGGCGUCGGCACAACAAAGACAACAGUCAAACACGUAGCACAAAUUGAGGUUCUUUCAAGCCAAGAUAACAAAUUCAGCCUCAAAUUGAAAGUUUAUAUAAUGCCUACGCGUUUAACAUCACAAUUACCAACGAGAGUUAUCUCUGAACGCACCUGGUCACACAUCCAUGGUAUAGCUUUAGCUGACCCCGGCUUCAACCAACCUGGACCUGUAGACAUGCUGCUGGGUGUAGAAGUGUGUGCCGCAAUUAUGAAAGGCGAGAUUAUCAAGGGUCCCCCAGGCACCCCUAGUGCUCAAAAUACCAGCCUUGGGUGGAUUCUCUUCGGGCACAUCACUACAGAGGAACACAGAGAUGAAUAUACAGUAAUGCACCAUCAGAUUGAUCUGGAAAUAAACAGUAUGCUAAAACAAAUGUGGGAAUUGAAUGAUCAUGAGCAAAAGAUCCUAACCGCAGAAGAGAGAAGAUGUGAAGAAAUAUAUGAAUCAAAUCAUUCCAGAACAGAAGAUGGCAGGUACAUUGUGAAGUUGCCUUUUAAAACAGAGAAUAGAUUAUCAAUACAGAAUGGAUCGAGAGACAUAGCUCUGAGAAGCCUAAAGCAACUAGAGAGACGCUUCGAAAAGAAUCAAAAGCUAAAGGAAGAAUACACAAAGGUGAUAGAAGAAUAUCUUGAGAUGGAGCAUAUGGAAGAAGUACCUAUAGAAGAAAUCAACAAGCCAGCUGUAUACUUACCUCAUCAUGCAGUUAUGAAGGAAGAGAAAGAAACAUCAAAAUGUAGAGUGGUAUUCAACGCCUCAUGCAAGGGAACCAACAAUACUUCCCUGAAUGAUGAACUGCUAGUUGGUCCACAACUACAAGAAGACAUGCGAAGCAUUAUAAUGAGAUGGCGCAUGCACAAAGUUUGCUUCGCCGCUGACGCAGUUAAAAUGUACCGAAUGAUAUUAAUAACAGAGGAGGACAAAGAUAAUCAAAGAAUCCUAUGGCGUAAAAGUAAAACCGAACCUGUAAAAGAUUAUCGAUUAAACAGAGUAACAUUCGGAACGGCUUCAGCCCCUUACCUAGCCGUUAAAACUCUGCUUCAGCUAGCUAAAGAUGAAGGCCACAUUAACGAAGAAGCAGCUAAAAUAAUCAAAGAAGAUUGUUUCAUGGAUGAUAUAGUAUCUGGAAAGGAAACACUAGAAGACGCAAUCAAAACCGCUAAAGAUAUAGAGAAGAUAUUACAGAAAGGAGGUUUCAUAUUACAGAAGUGGUGCUCAAAUGACGUAGAUUUCCUGAAACAAUUCGAACCAUCAAAGAUUAGCACUCAUGUCAAUAUUAAAUUUGGCAUAGAUGGUAUCAUAAAGACACUAGGUAUCAUCUGGAACAUGGGAGAAGAUGUAUUUCAAUAUCAAAACAACUUACCUGCUGCAGCUGAAUCUUACACGAAGAGAAGUAUCCUGGCAGAAAUACAGAAGUUGUUCGAUCCUCUCGGAUGGAUUGCUCCGGCGAUUAUCCCUGCAAAGAUACUCAUGCAAAGAUUAUGGAUACAAAAAACUGGAUGGGAUGAAGACGUAGACGAAGAAGCAAGAGAAGAGUGGAUAGAACUUAGAGAGAAAUUUCAAGAGCUGGACCAAGUACAAGUAAAGAGAUGGCACGAAACGACUGAAAGCAACAGAGAUCAUACAUCUAUACAUGGUUUCUGUGAUGCUUCUACCAAAGCCUAUGCAGCAGUAGCAUACCUCAGAGUAGAAGACAAAGAAGGAAAUGUAACAACCAACAUAAUAGCCGCUAAAACUCGAGUAGCACCACUAAAACCAGUAACACUCCCUCGUCUGGAACUAUGCGGUGCAGUACUGCUUGCAAAGAUGCUGAAACAAAUAAGAGAAGCCAUGAGGAUUUCUGAAAGUAAAGUUCAUGCUUGGACAGAUUCCACAAUCGUACUGUCCUGGUUGUCUGGAGAUCCAGCAAGAUGGAACACCUUCGUGCGUAAUCGAGUUGUAACUAUCUUAGACGAUGUUAAAAACAAUUGGAAUCAUGUCCAGACUCACGAGAAUCCAGCAGAUGUAGCUACGAGAGGCAUUGAAAUAGCAGAUUUAAGAGAUCACAAACUAUGGUGGAAGGGCCCACAGUGGCUAAGAGAGAAAGAAGUCAUCUACAGCAAACCGGCAUACCUGGAAACAAACCUGGAAAAAAGAGAAAAGAUAAAGAUUAAUACAACAAUAGUAAAUGAUGAUGAAAACAUAGAGAAACAAUUUGAAAACAUGGAAGAUUUAACACAACUCCUCAUAGUCAUUACACACUGCAGAAGAUUCAUGCGAUACAAGAAAGAUAACCUGAAAGAAAGACCUAUAACUACAAAGGAACUUAAUGAAUCACUAAACGCAUGCAUAAAAAUAGUUCAAAGAAAUAAUUUCGAAGAAGAAAUAAACAGAUUAAAAGAAAACCUUGAAGUCAAAAGGGAAAGCAAGUUGAGUUUACUAAAACCAUACAUGGAUAAUGAAGGAAUAGUAAGACUGGGUGGAAGACUGAGACACGCAAACAUAGAAGAAGACAGAAAACACCCCAUCAUUAUACCAAGUGAAGGUUACCUUACCACAUUAAUAAUCGCUGAUGCACAUGCAAAAACGUUACAUGGAGGAAUCCAACUUAUGCUUGAGUACCUGAGAUCAAAGUAUUGGAUUCUGAAAGUAAAGAAUUUAGUAAAAACGAAGAUACGUAAUUGCUUGAUAUGCGCCAAACAGAGAGCAUUAGUAAGAAACCAGCUGAUGGGAGACCUACCGACAGCCCGAGUCAACCCAGCCAGACCGUUCUAUAAUAGUGGCGUUGAUUUCGCGGAUCAAAUACUUAAGUUAAAAUGUUCUUAUUACCUAACGUUACUUAUUGAAAAAUGUAGUAUUUACUUAAUCAGCCUUUAAGAUACAGUCCACAGAGUUAAAAUUCAGUUUAAAUAAAAAUGCAUUGUAUUUGUAAGUAAAUAAGUAUGUAUUCAGUCAAGUAAAGAAUUUAUCAUAUCAAUUCUAUCUAUUUAAGGCCAUUAGCAUUGUAUAAUCACUUUUUUAAAAGGGCCUUUAAUAAAUGCCCUUUGGGGGGCGGUAUGUUGAGUUCAUUUUCUAGUAGCAAAUAAACCAUCAGUAAGAACGCA